AGCACCAUCACCAGCACACUGAAGGCUCUUCUGGAAGACAAACGUCUGACAUUCCAGAAGAGCCGCUGGUAUGGUGAGGAUCUCUGUCCUACCACCUGGGACUACGUAUUCAGCCUGGAUCUUCUUUGUGCACAACUGGGCUGGAUGUGGACCGACACCCAUGUUAUUCGAAAACGUGUUUGGCUGAUCUUGAACACUUGGCUGUUGGAAACACAAACAAAGAGAAGGCAGUUUAGAAACGUCUCUGUUGCAGCAGUUAUCAGGCUACUUGGGCGACUUGGCCAACAAGGCCUUAAGGAGAACCUGGCAGCAUCAGUGGAAAAUCUGACAAAAAGCAUCAUUGAGUUUGGGACACAAAAAGUCUUGGAAGAUAUGCCGUGGAGGUGCAGCUGUCAUUAA
Molecule: messenger RNA, 399 nt
Organism: Silurus meridionalis
Lineage: Eukaryota; Metazoa; Chordata; Actinopteri; Siluriformes; Siluridae
Product: little elongation complex subunit 1-like
Exons: 4
Coding region: 145-399 (84 amino acids)
Source: RefSeq, a predicted model, not a curated record